AUGACUACAGUGCGUAUAUUUCUGAAAAUCGCAGCGGCAAAGAAUUGGGAAGUUCAUCAGAUGGAUGUUCAUAAUGCAUUUCUUCACGGUGAUUUGACUGAAGAAAUUUAUAUGACACUUCCACCGGGAUUCAAAGGUUCUAAUGGAAACAAGGUAUGUAAACUUAAGAAGUCUCUUUAUGGUUUAAAACAAGCUCCAAGGUGUUGGUUUGCUAAACUCACAACAGCUCUUAAAGGCUAUGGUUUCGUCCAGUCGAAGACAGAUUAUUCUCUAUUUGUUCUCAAACGUGGUGAGCUUCGGUUAUACAUGAUUGUUUAUGUUGAUGAUCUCCUCAUUGGAGGGAAUGAUAGUGCUGCGAUUCAACGUUUUAAAGGAUACUUGGGACAAUGUUUCCGGAUGAAAGAUUUAGGGCCUCUCAAAUAUUUUCUUGGUAUUGAAGUAGCUCGAUCUUCACACGGCAUUUACUUAUCUCAACGUAAAUAUGCAUGUGAUAUUAUUUCAGAGUGUGGGUUAUUAGGUGGUCGUCCAGUAGCAACUCCGGUUGAGGAAAAUCAUAAUCUCACGGCGGAUGGAAAAGAUUUUUAUGAUGAUCCCGAUGGCUAUCGCAGGUUGGUUGGGCGUCUAGUAUAUUUGACAAUUACUAGACCUGAAUUGUCUUAUAUUGUGAAUGUUUUAGCUCAAUUUAUGCAUCAACCUCAAAAAAAACAUUGGUUUGGAGCUUUGCGGGUUGUAAGAUAUCUUAAAGGUUGUCCAGGAAAAGGGAUUAUGCUUUCCGCUAAGAGUGAUCUUAGUAUUUCAGCCUAUUGUGAUGCUGAUCAUGGAUCAUGUCGACUGACGCAACGGUCCUUAAGUGGUUUUGUGGUGAUGCUUGGUGACUCGCCGGUUAAGUGGAGAACUCAAAAACAGAGAGUGGUGUCUCGUUCUUCAGUGAAGCGGAAUAUCGUUCAAUGGCUGACACAGUGUCUGAACUUAAAUGGGAUCGAGAAUUGCUUUCAUGUUUUGAAAUAUCUCAUGACAAGCCUGUAA
This is a messenger RNA of Camelina sativa (false flax), 1026 nucleotides long. The record is from RefSeq and is a predicted model, not a curated record. NCBI's taxonomy places the organism in Eukaryota, Viridiplantae, Streptophyta, Magnoliopsida, Brassicales, Brassicaceae.